CUGCGCAGGCGCACUCGUCGCUCGCGGUGCCUCGAGUUGGCGUCCGCCCGGAAGGCGGGGCCGGGGCUCACAGAUGGCCCCACUGCCGGGGGCAGAGCUGGUCCAGACUCCGCUGCAGCUCUACCGUUACCUGCUGCGCUGUUGCCGGCAGCUGCCAACCAAGGGCGCCCAGGAGCACUACAAGCAUGCUGUCCGGCAGGGUUUCCGGGUUCACUCAGAUGAAGAUAACCCCGAGAGAAUCCUGCAGAUUAUUAAAAGAGCCAUUGAAGAUGCUGACUGGAUCAUGAACAAGUAUAAAAAACAAAACUGAGAAUCCAGAGCUGGCAGCAUGACUGUCCUGGAGACAUUGGAACUGAGAAGCCUCUCUGCUUUUGGAGCUCAGCAGCAGCAGUUCUGGAAUAUUCUCUGACCUUGUUGGCCGAAAGCAAGAAAUCAUAGCUGACAUUCGGUCAAGUGGCUCUUGUCACCGAAGCCAUGUUUCCAGCAUGUGUUAUGUCUGCUCUCCCAUCCCGGAAUGAUAUGCAGUUUGGGGAGAACUUGGUGUUUUUUUGCUUCU
Molecule: messenger RNA, 556 nt
Organism: Peromyscus leucopus (white-footed mouse)
Lineage: Eukaryota; Metazoa; Chordata; Mammalia; Rodentia; Cricetidae
Gene: Lyrm9
Product: LYR motif containing 9
Exons: 4
Coding region: 74-310 (78 amino acids)
Source: RefSeq, a predicted model, not a curated record